AGGAUAUGAACGGGCCACUUCUCCGUUCGCGUGGCAUAUUUGAAAAGGAGGUGAACGCGCGCGUGAGAGUGGUACCAUUGGAUAGAGAAUUGGGACAGAAGCCAAUAGUGAGUAGCGAAGGUGGAGCGAUAGGUAUUAAAUAGGUGUGCAACAGCAUCGACGAGUUGAGUUAUAAGAUAAAUCAGUUUCUUUUUAUGUAAUUAUUAAAAUUUUUGUUCAUAGUGCUCCAAAUUUAAUGGUGUUAUAUAGUUCUUUUUUGUGAAAACAAUAAUAAUUGUUUUGUGAACCACCAAAUAAAAAGUGACAGUUGAAUGUUUUUAACUGUGGGUCCUAGAAAUCAGUUCCUGUUAAGAUAGUGAUAUAAACUAUUGGAAAAUGGAGUUAACGUUAAUAAAAUUUUUCAACAUCUUUGGUGGAGGCAAACCACUUGAAAAUAACAUUAUGUCCACAAUAUUUCUGAUUUUUCUUAUAAUCAUUCCAUCUUUAGAAACAACACAUGCCGUAAAUUCUAGCACAAAAAGAAAGAAAGAUGUAACUCAAGAAAGUACAGAUCAGACUUCAGCUUCAUCUUUCUGGAACUCGCAAAUUAAAAGCGGAAACACAUUUGCAGAGAGUGAUCCAAAUUAUUUUUCUUCCGAGUCACAUGGUUUACUACAAACACACUCUACAAAUGGUGUUUUUCAAAGUGGAUUCGGUGGUAUCGAUAAUCUAGGAAGUAGAGGUGUUACUGUUAGACCACCUAGAACAAGGCCAUUAGAUUACAGUGAACGAGCUACUGCUGAGCUACGCAGAAAUCCUUCAUUGUCUGCUCCUGAUGAAUGUGCACGUGCGUGUAGAGAAGGAGAACCACAUAGAAUUUGCUACUAUCACUUUACUCUAGAGAUGUAUACCGUACUUGGGGCGGCGUGUCAAGUAUGCACACCUAAUGCAACAAAUACCGUAUGGAGCCAUUGUCAAUGUGUUCUUGCUGAUGGCGUUGAAAGAGGAAUCCUAACAGCAAACAGAAUGAUUCCUGGGCCAAGUAUACAAGUUUGUGAAGGCGAUAAAGUUGUUAUUGAUGUUGAGAACCAUAUAGAAGGAAUGGAAGUGACACUCCAUUGGCAUGGAAUCUUCCAAAGAGGAUCGCAGUAUUACGAUGGUGUACCUUUUGUUACACAAUGUCCAAUAAUGCAAGGAACAACAUUUAGGUAUCAGUGGACAGCUGGCAAUGCUGGAACACAUUUCUGGCAUGCGCAUACAGGUUUACAGAAAAUGGAUGGACUUUACGGAAGUGUUAUUGUCAGACAACCUCCAAGCAAAGAUCCAAAUAGCAAUCUUUAUGAUUAUGAUCUAACCACUCACGUUAUUCUUAUAAGCGAUUGGAUGCACGAGGAUGCUGCAGAAAGAUAUCCUGGAAGAUUAGCAGUUAAUGUCGGACAAGACCCCGAAACAGUUCUUAUUAAUGGAAAAGGUCAAUUUAGGGAUCCGAACACAGGUUUCAUGACAAAUACUCCUUUGGAAGUUUUCACAAUUACACCAGGACGACGUUAUCGUUUCCGACUUAUUAAUUCUUUUGGUUCAGUCUGUCCAGCACAAAUUACUUUCCAAGGUCACACACUUACAUUAAUAGCAACAGAUGGUGAACCUGUCCACCCUGUGGCAGUAAACACUAUUAUUUCCUUCUCUGGUGAACGGUACGAUUUCAUUGUUAGUGCUGACCAACCAGCUGGAGCUUACUGGAUUCAGCUUCGUGGACUUGGAGAGUGUGGAAUUAAAAGAGCACAACAGUUAGGAAUUUUAAGAUACGCAAGAGGUCCGUAUCAACCAUCAGGACAACCUCCAACCUACGAUUUAGGUCUACCUCAAGGCAUUGUUCUCAAUCCAUUGGAUGCUAUUUGUAACCAACCACGAGAAGAUGCGAUUUGCAUUAAUCAACUGAAAAAUGCACAUCAUAUUGAUAAAGGAAUUCUUCAAGCUCGACCAGAUGUUAAAAUAUUCUUGCCUUUCCGUUUUCUGUUUUACAGACCAGAAGAAGUCUUCCAACCUAAUACAUACAACCGAUACUUAGUUGCUCCAUCAGGCGAUCAUGUCAUAUCUCUUGUAGAUGAGAUUUCAUUUACUUUCCCACCAGCUCCACCAAUUUCUCAAAUUGACGAUAUUCCACCAGAACAGUUUUGUAAUGGAGACAAUAGACCAGCUGACUGUGGAGCUAACUGCAUGUGCACACAUAAAGUUGAUAUCCCAUACAAUGCAAUUGUUGAAGUUGUUCUUGUAGAUGAAGUUCAACAGCCAAAUUUGUCUCAUCCUUUCCAUUUGCAUGGUUAUGCUUUCAAUGUAAUUGGAAUGGGUCGUUCACCAGAUAGAAAUGUUAAGAAAAUCAAUUUGAAGCAUGCCCUUGAUCUUGACAGACGAGGUCUUCUACAUCGUGAAUUCAAUUUACCUCCGGCAAAGGACACUAUAGCAGUUCCAAAUAACGGAUACGUUGUGUUUAGAUUUAGAGCAGAUAAUCCAGGAUAUUGGCUUUUCCAUUGCCAUUUUCUCUUCCACAUCGUCAUUGGUAUGAAUUUAAUUCUGCAUGUUGGAACGCAUGCAGAUUUACCUCCAGUUCCACCAAACUUCCCAACUUGUGGUGAUCACUUACCUCCAAUCACACCACCACUUCCUAUUGAGUCUUCCUAUAACUGAUCUCAAUAAGUUCGCAAUAAACCAAUAAAUAUAAUAACGGUCGAAGAGAACUUAACAAUUACAACAUAUAUCGAUAAUGCCAUUCAUAACAUCACUUAAUUUAACUUCACUUAACUUCAAAAUUUUACAUAUUAUAGAAUUCGGAAAAAUUAUGUUUAGUUAAUGACUCCCACCUCAAUGAUUUAUAAAAUGCUUAUAUAGAAUAAGGUGCAACGUGCACAUGAAAUUUUUUUUUAAAUUUAUAUCUUUUUUAUUGAAAAUAGAUGCAUAAUGGCCUCUAGAAAUCUGUAGUUCAAUAAUAUUUAAAUAAUUGAUACACUAAAAAUUUGUAAACCGUUUACGGAACUAUUUUAUAUCAAUUCCUUAAACAAUUAGUUUUAAAUUGCCGUUAUUCUAAGUAGAAAAAUACUCUAAUAUAUGACUUAUCAAUUUAAAGUUAACUAGACAGACUAGACCUUUUUUUUAUUUUAUUUUCAGGUCCUUUUUUAUAAUUUUAAAUUACAAAAUAAUUUUGUGAUUCAAUGGUACCGAUGAUAAAGGUUAAAGUAGAAAAGAAUUAAUUUUUUAUCUAAAACAGUUGUCAAAGUAUUAUUUAUAUUCUAACCUUGUUGUCCAAUGCAUUUAAUUUAUUUUAAUAGACGAAUUUUUUAUUAAGUAGAAGUUCUCCAUCGGCAGUGUGACAUGGGAUAACUUUAUGGCAUCCUUAAGAUGUCUAUAUCGGUUCAAAAGAAGUCUAAAAGAAAUCUUAUUUCAUAGAGACAUCCUUGGGACAUAGGAUCUCUUUUGGGUUUCUUUCGAACGAACAUAAAGGUCAUAAAGACAUUCCAUGUCCCAGUGCUCACAGAGUUGUUAAUUAUACAAGCUAUUCGAGUAAUUUUCUUUAUUUUUUACCUCGAACUUUAAUUUCAAUCGUAAUAAAUAUUUAUUUUUUGCAUUUAUUUUGUCUAUAAAAGUAAUAAAUUCAGCAGAAUUUCAAUUAGCACAUAUGUUGUAUUCUGUUUAAAAAUUAUUUUAUAUUUUUUUAACUCUUCACUUGUGAAGAUUCUUUUACAAGCUCAUCAUCAAGUACAUACAUUUAUUGUCAUGAACUUGUUUUUCACCAGUUCCUGCAUUUAAUCGACAAGCGAUGAACAAAGAAAAUUGAAUCAGUCAAAGUAUAGAUGAAACCGUAAAUAAUCAUGUACGCAAAAUUUUUAGUAUAAGAUACUUCUACGUGUUCAUGUACAUCUACUUAUACCAGUAUUUAAAUGAUCAAAAUAAUUUUUUUUUUAAAUGAACAAAAAAUGUUUGUCGACAUUUAGGAUCAGCAUUUACAACUGCGCAGUUUUCAAUAUCAUAAUAUCAACUCUUUUCUAUUAUUUUUCUACUACUAGGUACCACACGUUACAAUUUGAGAAAUAAAUAAUUUUUAGUUAUCGAUUGUACUUUUUGUAAUAAUCAAUAUAAUUUAGUCUGUAAAUUACAGACAGAUACUCAUUUAAAACUUUUACCUAUGACAUAGAAUCUCAUUCAUCUGAUUCAUAUCAGACUAGAUUAUAAUGAAUUACACAAAUUACAAAAAUCUGCGGAUUAUUAUUAUUAUUUAACUGUCACUAAAAUGCAUAAUUAAUUAUUUUUUUACUAAAUAUGUUCUGAAUUGAUUAAUCACUGAACAUUUUAAUUUACAUUAAUAAUUUUUCUCUUCUGAAUAAGUUAAAAUUUUCAUACUUAAUGUUAUAUAUUAUUACAGGGUAGAUUCGAAAAUCCUUAAUACAAUGGUAGUCGGACCAGUGAUUUGCUCAUUUUCAAAAUAACAAUAAUUUAAUUUUAAAUUCAAAAUUUUCAUUUUGGAAAAAACUAUUUAAACCAAAGGUAUGAAAUUAAGAAAUCUUUUAAAGGAAAAACUGUUUUAAUUUAAAGUAUUUUUGUACCAUUUCUAAUUUCUAAGAAGAACAAAAAAAAAGAUUUGAAAAAACGAUUUGCUAAAAUUUUUUCAUUUUAUUUUACUUGCAAAAUAGUUAUAGUCCAGAGUUCACAUUCUGCAAUAAAAAUCUCAGAUGCUAGGAUCUAUGGGUUGAACUGGCUUUAUACACGUCGUCUGUUGUCUUAUUACAAAAUAAAGUAAAGGUACCGUCCCAUGAUGGCGUGAAAGCGUCGGCGUGAAGCGUAAACCAUGUGAGAGAGUGAGAACGUGAUAUCUGUUCAUCUCUUUCUAUCGCACGAUUUCUGCUUUACGCCGACGCUUUAACGCCGUCAUGGGACGGUACCUUAACAUUUUACCUCCCUAAUAAAAAAUUAUAAAAGAAAUAAUAUUUUUAAAAAUCGUCAAUUUUAACUCAUUCAGAUGUAGAGAAUUAUCAAUACGCAUAAUACGAAAAGUAAAACUUAUACAGUAAAUUUACUUUACACAUUGUACAUCGAAAUCAAGCUGUAAACUUAUACUCUAUGUCGAAUGUAUACUUACAGUAAUAUUACUGUUAAGUUAAUAAAAGCUUACUGUAAUAUAUACAAUUUUAAUUAAAACUACUUCAAAAUCGGACCAUAAAUAUUUAUAUUCAUUUCAUGAUCACUACAAUUUUUCAUAGAGAUUUAUAAGAGAUAAAAAAUGAAGAUAUUUUAUAGUAAUCUUUUAUUAAUUUUAUAAUGAGUAUUGAAAACUUAUUGAGAGAACUUAUUGUAUAAGACUACAGUGAACUUUAAAUGCAAGCUUAUAGUGAGGCCGAUGUUUAAAGCUCACUAUGAGGUUAUCAUGAAUUUUAUAGUGAAGUUCAUUAAUUCAUUUGCAAGUGUUUGUUAUAAGCAUUAGUAAAUUCUUAUGCUAUUUAAAAAAAGAUAUUUAAAAAACUCAUAAAAAUAUUAUUGGAUGAUCUAGCUUAACGUAGUAUUGGAUUAGCGUGCCUCUUGCACUUUGCUAACAUGAUGAAAAACAUAAAAAAAUAAGUAUUUCAAAUUAAUACCCCAACAUGCAUAGUAUAGAAGGUUUAUUGACAAAUUAAAAGUAUAUCUCCUGCUUUAAUUAAUUAUAUUUUGAGAAAUGGUUUGUUACUUGACGAGUUUGUUAUUAAUUAAGUAGAAAUAUUUUUUUAUUGUAAAUUAUAUAUUUUGUUCGCCUUGGAUCAAACUAUUUCUCAAAAAGGUUUAGAAAAUAAAUGUAUAGGUGGAAUUUAUUCGGAAAAUGGUUCAAAUUAUUAGGAUUUGAUUCAUUUUGUUUAUAUUUAUGUAAAUUCAAAAUAAUUAUAUAGAAUAUGAUUUAAAUAUUGAUGCUUAUACUAUAUACUUUGUAAGUAUUUAAUUAUUGCUUAUUAAAUCCAUUAACAAUAAUUGUGUUUAAAAAGUUAAUUAAUAUUUAUUAUAAUAAUAUAUUUUCUAAUUACCUUAAAGCCUAUAGAAAAAAAUAACUUUUAAAUAUUCAUAUGUUUGAGCUGUUAAUCUAUAAUUGAUUUAUACAUUUUUUUAUCUAUUUUUAUUAACUGCAUAAAAAUGGUUUUAAUAAAAUAUAAUUAAAUAAAAUGGAAAAAAUAUAUUAUCUCAAAUGAUUCAUUUAAUUGUCAUAUUGACCUAUGGUGCUAUAUUUUAUGAGUAAUUGUUAUAAGAACGAGAACAAAUACAGAAAAUUCAAGAAACAAUUAAACAUAGGGCAAAUACUAACGAAACUAACGUAAUAGUAAAAAUGUAUUAGAGGAGUGAUGUAAAUAAUUUUGUAUGUAGUAUAGUCAUUGCGUUGAAACUCAUAUUACGACCAUCACAUCUUAAGAUUGAAAAAUGAAAAAAACUGAGUCUAUAGUUAUAAAUAUGAACAGACAUUUUAUAUAUCAAAUUGAUUCAAAAUGGUUUGUUUUCUUAUAAAUUAAUUCGACGAAUGACAAAAGUUACUGU
Molecule: messenger RNA, 6519 nt
Organism: Leptopilina heterotoma
Lineage: Eukaryota; Metazoa; Arthropoda; Insecta; Hymenoptera; Figitidae
Product: laccase-5-like
Exons: 10
Coding region: 376-2664 (762 amino acids)
Biological process (GO): iron ion transport
Cellular component (GO): plasma membrane
Molecular function (GO): oxidoreductase activity; copper ion binding
Source: RefSeq, a predicted model, not a curated record